This is a messenger RNA of Candidozyma duobushaemuli, 999 nucleotides long. It is a transcript of the gene PHO100, whose product is annotated as Pho100p. Lineage: Eukaryota; Fungi; Ascomycota; Pichiomycetes; Serinales; Metschnikowiaceae. Gene Ontology annotation, molecular function: nucleotidase activity. The record is from RefSeq and is a predicted model, not a curated record. The transcript has a single exon. The coding region runs from base 1 to 999 and encodes 332 amino acids.
AUGAAGCUCUCCACCAUCGCCAGCGCCUUUGUCGCCGCCACUUCUGUGUUCGCCGCUCCAAUUGAAAAGAGAGAAGACGACAAGAAGACCAUCCUUCUUACCAACGAUGACGGCUGGGCCGCCACCAACAUUCGUGCCACCUACAACGCCCUUAAGGAUGCCGGCUACGAGGUGAUUUUGGUUGCUCCUGUCUCCCAGAGAUCUGGUUUCGGUGGUCAAUUCGCCGUUCCAACCUCCGAGACCUUGGAGACCGAUGGUGAGUUCUCUUACCCUCCAGCUGGCUCCCCAUCUUGGGGCCACGAGGACAACGACCAGAGCAUCUGGUACUUCAACGGUACCCCAGCCUCUUGUGUCGCUUUCGGCUUGAACUACGUCAUUCCUCAGCACUUUGACAACAAGACCGUCGACUUGGUUGUUGCCGGUCCUAACGAGGGUCUCAACUUGUCCCCAGGUAUGUACACCUUGUCUGGUACUAUUGGUGCUACCUACGCUUCCGUGAUCAGAGGCUACCCAGCCAUUGCCUUCUCUGGUUCCAACAGCAACAACUCUUUCUUCAAGGACGAUGAGCACAGGUUCGACGACGACAAGUUCACUCCGGUCAUCUACGGUAAGAAGGUUGUUGAGCUUGUGGACGGUUUGUUCAACCAGUCUUCUUCUCGCCCUAGAGUUUUGCCAAAGACCACCGGUCUUAAUGUCAACUUGCCAGAGGUUGGUGACGAGGACGGGGACUGUCUUGACCCAGCUUACGUUUUCGCUCGUUUGUCUGGUGAGGACUCUCCAGCCUCUAACUUGAAGUACGUUGACGGUAAGGUUAAAUCCGCUGACGGCUACUUUAAGGCUCCUACCGAGUGUAUCUUUGGUGACUGUGACUUGCCUUCCGAGUCCUGGGUGAUCAAGCACCAGAAAUGUAAGACCCCAGUGUCUGUCUUUUCCAUUGACUACGAUGCUUCUUACAAGCAGGCCAAGGCCGUGGAGCUGUACUUGGGCCAGGUCUUCUAG